This is a messenger RNA of Penicillium nucicola, 2577 nucleotides long. RefSeq names its product M28 family metallopeptidase. Gene Ontology annotation, molecular function: carboxypeptidase activity. The record is from RefSeq and is a predicted model, not a curated record. The transcript is spliced from 2 exons. Lineage: Eukaryota; Fungi; Ascomycota; Eurotiomycetes; Eurotiales; Aspergillaceae. The coding region runs from base 1 to 2577 and encodes 858 amino acids.
AUGGGCGACGAGAAAUAUGAUUAUCAAGCCCAACCCAUCCCCUCCUAUGAAGAAGCCACCGGUCAGCCCUCCUCUUCUCGAUCAGACCUCGGCGACGGAACAGAUGUAGAACGACAGGGGCUGCUCGGUCGAGACCAUGCCGCUACACGAGGCUAUCACCCGCCGACGGUGGAAUCCGCGCGCUCCAGUCUCGAUGACUUAGAUUCCGCGGCCUCACACUCAGAUCGGGGAUCAACCGAGGAGUUGAGACGGGAACUGGAGCAAAUGGAUGUAGAUGACUCCGCGUCGUCCUCCUUGACGGGCCGCUCCCGUCUAGGCCAUCGGUUCUCCAAACAGCUAUCGAGUCUGACCCGCACGUUAUCGGCCAUCCAACGACCAUUUCAACGAUAUAUGCCCAGCUUCCGCUUCUCGAUCAACCUGGGCGAUGCCCGCGCCCGCUUCAAGGAUCAGGGCUGUAUCAUGAUGCUACGGCUUUUCGCUCUUUUACUCGUAGUCGCCCUGGUCUAUGUGUUCUUCAUCGCAGACAUCUUCAACAUCAACAGCCGCAUGGUCAUGGGUCAGUCAUAUAGUUCGGCAUCGGUGGAGAACUUUGUGCAGGGUCAUAUCAACGAAACGAACAUCGCCGAGAACUUGCGCCGCGUCACCAACUACACCCAUGUGGCCGGAACGGAAGGCAGCUUCGUGCUAUCACAAUGGAUUGAACAGGAAUUCCACAAAGCUGGGUUCGAUGAAGUCUCGCGUGAGGAGUUCCAGGUGUAUCUCAACUAUCCACGCCAGGAUGGCAGGAGGGUGGCUAUUAUCGACCCGCCUAAUCUCGCUUGGGAGGCCAAACUCGAGGAGGACAACGCCAAAGAUCUCGUUUUCCAUGGACAUUCCAAGUCAGGCAAUGUCACUGGGCCCCUGAUAUACGCCAAUUUUGGAUCUCGUGAUGAUUUCAAGGCUCUUGCCGAGAAAGGAAUCGACUUAAAGGGCUCCAUCGCGCUAGUCCGUUAUUACGGGACUGAAACAGAUCGCGCUUUGAAAAUUAAGGCAGCGGAGUUGGCUGGCGCGGCGGGUUGCAUUAUCUACUCGGAUCCCUCAGAGGAUGGAUUCGUCAAGGGUCCCGCUUAUCCCGAAGGCCGCUACAUGCCCAGUGAUGGUGUCCAGAGAGGCGGUGUCAGCAUGAUGUCGCAGGUUGUUGGAGAUGUUCUCAGUCCUGGAUUCGCAUCCACCCCGGGAGAAAAACAUCGUUUGGCCCCUGAGGAAAGCACUGGGUUACCUAAGAUUCCCAGUCUUCCACUUGCCUGGCGCGAUGCCCAGCACCUCUUGCAGGGGCUGAAGGGACAUGGUUCGAAAGUGCCAAAGGAGUGGGUUGGAGGCGUACCUGAAGUCUCAGAAUGGUGGACUGGAGAUCAAAAUUCUCCCACUGUUCAUCUGAUGAACUUGCAGGAUGAAGUCGAGCGACAGCCUAUCUACAAUAUCCAUGGAAGAAUUCUCGGUAUGGAUGAACGCGAUAAAAAGAUCAUCGUUGGCAAUCACCGUGACUCGUGGUGUAUGGGCAGCGUUGACCCCGGAAGUGGAACUGCUGCUUUCCUGGAGGUCGUGCGUGCCUUUGGUGAAUUGCUCACCUAUGGAUGGCGACCGCUCCGUACCAUCGAAUUUGUCAGCUGGGAUGCAGAAGAAUAUAAUCUCAUCGGCUCAACAGAGCAUGUCGAGAAUGAGAUAGAGGAACUCCGUGCCAAUGCAUUCGCAUACUUGAAUGUUGACGUCGGUGUUUCUGGCUCCAAGUUCCGUGUCUCGGCAUCCCCAGUUUUUGAACGCACUGUGAUGCAGGUUCUCGGUCGUCUUUCAGAUCCUUAUGCAAAUGCAACACUCAAAGAUCUCUGGGAGAAACGAGGCACAAAAAUUGAGCCACUUGGUGCGGGCAGUGACUAUGUUGCAUUCCAAGACAUUGCAGGUACCUCAAGCAUCGAUUUCGGGUUCGAAGGUGAACCUUUUCCAUACCACAGUUGCUACGAGUCCUACGAUUGGAUGGUUCAAAAUGCUGACCCUGACUUCCAAUACCACAAAAUUCUGGCUCAGUUCUGGGGUCUUCUUCUGCUUGACCUUGCAGAAAACCCCAUGCUACCAUUCGACGUGGAGGCCUAUGGUACCUCGGUGACUGGAUGGGUGAAGGACUUGGAUGAAUUUGCCAAAUCAAAGAAGGCCGAGGUCAACAUGGAACCCAUGUUCAAGGCGGCGGCUGAACUUCAGGCCAACACUGCUCGCUUCCAGUCCUGGAACAAAAUCUGGCACGACACUGUAUGGGGCCUGGGUGGAUAUGAAAGCAAUGUCAUGGCUGUCCAACGAGUGAACCACAAUGCCCGAAUGGCCAGUCUUGACACCAACCUGCUUGACCUAGAAGAGGGUGGCGGUGUCCCUAACCGCACACAAUUCCGACACGUCAUCUUCGGUCCAGAGCUUUGGUCCGGCUACGACGCAGCCCUCUUCCCUGCGAUUGUAGAUAGCAUCAACACUGGAAAUUGGACCCUGACCCAAUACUGGAUCGACCGGGUUGCCAACAUCAUCCACACAGCCAGCGACAAGCUGCUCCACUAA